AUGAUGCUUGUGUCCUGUCUUCUCACCGGCGACAAUUAUCCCAUGCGGCAAAGAGCAAUAAUCAGUGCUCUAAAAGCAAAGAACAAAUUAGUCUUUGUUGAUGGAUCUAUGCCAAAACCGGCAGCUGGUACUCCAGAAUUCAGUGCUUGGACCAAAUGCAAUGUGAUGGUCAUUGCGUGGAUCUUCAACUCCUUAGCAAAUGAAGUCUACAACAGCGUAGCAUUCGUUGAUACAGCAACAGAAAUCUGGAAAGAGCUCCAAUGUCGUUUUUCACAAGGUAACAUCCCUCGGAUAUAUGAAUUGAAACAAGACUUGGCACUGCUACGUCAAGACGACCUCACUGUCAGUGCAUACUUUACAAAACUUAAAACACUUUGGGACAAACUAAAUUCUCUCGUGGUGUACCCUAAAUGCACUUGUGGAGCUGCCAAGAUUUUCUCGAUGGAGCGUGACAGAGACAGCUUCAUCAAUUUUUAA
Molecule: messenger RNA, 477 nt
Organism: Nelumbo nucifera (sacred lotus)
Lineage: Eukaryota; Viridiplantae; Streptophyta; Magnoliopsida; Proteales; Nelumbonaceae
Source: RefSeq, a predicted model, not a curated record